This is a messenger RNA of Paramecium pentaurelia, 1350 nucleotides long. NCBI's taxonomy places the organism in Eukaryota, Ciliophora, Oligohymenophorea, Peniculida, Parameciidae. The record is from the annotation of a GenBank genome assembly.
AUUAAAUUGAGACAUGAAUUAAGAAUGCUAUUUAAAGUUCAGGAUUUAUUAGUAGUCUCACCUGCCAAAAUAAGUAGAUUUGGGAUAGUCUAUAUGACUGUUUCAGAUAUCAAUUGGUACAAUUAUGUAGAGAGUUGGAUCGAGUAGACAUUCUAUGAUUAAGAGAAGGGUUUAAUUAAAAGUUGUAAUCAAUUAAAGGAUAAGUCAAAGAAAUUACUCUAAACUCUAAACAGAACCAAAAUAUUUAGAUUUAAUAAGAAAUUUAUUUAAUUCUUAAUAUAAAUUUUUGUAAGAGAAAUUUGCUAAUCUUGAUGAACCAUAUAUUACAAUAGAGAUAUAGAGAGUGAAGAGUGUUUGCAAUAUAUUUACUUACUUUUUAAAGUCCAUUUUAGUUUAGAAAUCUACUGAUUUACCAAAAUAAAUUACAAGUGUAUUUGCAUAUAGUUGUGUUUUUGGAUUGUUUGCAUCAUAUAAAUAGAAAUAUAAUGUUAAGGUAAAUUGUUUUAUAUUAUUUCAACUAUCUUAAUUUUGCAGUGAAUUUAGCCCCUGUCUGUUUGAGUUUAUAAAUAGAUGGGAUUAGGUACCUGCAGAAAUUAAAUCCUAGAUGUAAUUAAAUGAAAUGUUACAGUUUUCACUUUGUUUAAAUUACUAUUAGGAACAUUCAAUUAAAUUAUAGAUAUCAUAAUAUAUAUUUUAUUAUUUCCUAUUAAUUAUUAUUUUAGAUUGCCACAUAUGUUAAAGACAAAUUUUAAUCAUUACUCUACCCGAAAGGUGAUACCAUCUUUUAUUUGUAUGUUAAUGGAAAUGAUUUUACUACAUUUUAAUCAUGAAUAUCUCAAUUAUAAGAAUUUUAAUUUGUAAAAGAUUAAUCUUUUUUUCAGUAUUGUUGUUUAAACAUUAGACACCUUGAAAUUUAAAUACAUAAUCUAAUUAUUAAUUAAAGAAUAAAAAAAUACUUUAAUUACUGGAUAGACAGGAGUUGGUAAGUCAAUGUUAGUAUAAUAAUUGUUAUAUGAAAUGAAAUUGAAUGAAAAGGUAUAACCAGUAUUAUUGAAUUUUCAGCAUAGAAAAAAUAAAGCAAACUCAAUCGGCUAUAAAAUCAAAAUUAAUUAAAAAGGGAAAAAUACUCUUUAGAGCAAGAGUAAAUGAAUUAAUAGCUAUUUUAUUGAUGAUAUCAAUAUGGCAGCUUUUGAAAAAUAUGGUGCUUAGCCUUAUUUUGAACUUUUGAUUGUACAAAAUUAUUUUUGAAAAAUAUUGAAGAUGUAACUUUAUUGAUAGCUGGUGGACCUCCUGGAGGUGAAAGAAAUCAAUUAUCUUCAAGAUUUGUUAAAUAAUUCAAUGUUUUAAUUA